UAACAGAACCCCUUUUAAUACCUUUUGCCUACGCCCUUGCUAAGUUAUCGAUUGGAGGCCGCUUUUGGUUGCGUGGAAAUAAAUAUUAAACCUUCCUCGACCAUGGUGACUGGUGAUCCGGGCGCGACGAAGCCCCCAAAGGCGGCGGCUUCAGAUGAUGACGACUACACCGCUUCCAUGACGCACCUAACCAUUGGCCAGCAGAUCCAGGAGCUGUCCAAGCAACUGCAGAACACCAAGGAAGAGCUGCACCAGCAGGUGCGCGAUAAGCAUGGAGCACUUCUGCAGCAGGCCACCCACGCCGGUCGUUUCGAUGCGGCUCUAAACACGCUGGCGGAGGAUGUGCAGCGGGUCAGGGAGACGGGACACCGGCUGAAGAACCAGGUGGACACGCAGUACCAGCAGGUGGAGAACCAGACGCAGGUGCUCGGCCGUCUGCACGAUGUCAGCCACCUCCUGCGCUCAGCUGGAACCCUCCUCACACUCGCGGCCAAGUUGAAGGGCACCAAGGAUGUCCUGCGCCAAGCGGAGCUGCACUUCGAGCUGGGCCAGCUCAUCGAGGACAAGGAGCUCAAGGACAUCGAGUUCAUACAGCAGGAGCGGGCCUACGUGAUCAGUUCGGGUCAGAAGAUAAGGAACCUCACGCAGAUGCAGUUGGUAACGGGCCUCCAGGAGCGAAAUCAAAACCAAGUGGUUAAUGCUUUAAAGAUCUUUAUGAACUUCAAUACGCUGGAGAAAUCGCUGGAAAACCUGCUGGCCACCUUUAUCGCGGACAUGGAGCAAUCGCUCAAGGAGUGCUUUGCCGGGAAUGACAUAUCCGUGCUCAAUAAGUCGCCCACGCACAAUGUUAGCAAACCAGCUCCCUCGAGGGGACCGGGAAAAACUCCCCAGUUGACAACCACCCAGAACUUCCGGGCCAAGUUCUGGAAAUCCCUGCACUGGCUGCUCUACGACGAACUUUUUGAGACCUGCACCCAGAUUAAGUUGCUUAAAACAUCUCUGGAGCAGAUUAACCAGUUUGGCUACACAUCGGAGGCCUCGGAUCAGUGCAUUCCGCAGCGAUUUUGGCAGCAGGUGCAACAGCUGCUGCGCAAAUCGUUUGACGAAUGCGCCCAGCAUGUGACGCAGACCCUCCAGGAAGGACUCUCCAAGCUCCUGACUUCCGCUCGCGGCUUGGAACAGCGUCUGAAUGGGGAGUUUCAGUUCGAUAACGAGCUAUUCGCUCCUUUGGAAGUGGGUUACGUUAGCAAGUGUGCUGCCAACUUUAAGGCCUGUUUGGCUGGAGUUGAUUUACCUGGCAACGAAACUGUGGACAACUUUAUAAGGGUGGCUUCCACAGAACUGAGUGCGGCCUUGAUCGACUCCCGUCUCACGAACUCCAUUGCGAAUGUUUUCGCAGCUUGCGGCAAGGAAAUGUGUACCAAGCUGGAGGCUCAAAUUAAGCUGGGAGCUGAUUCCAAGCAGGUUGUGGAUCUGCCCAACCUGCAGCAGCAGCAGAACACACAGCUGGCGAAUGUUCUGUACUACUACAAGGAUUCCGUGCGUCGCAUGCUGAGCGAUCUUCAAGUGCAGUUUGAGAAGACCCCGGGAAGUGCCAGGGAAAUUAUAGCCCGGUCCCUAGAGCAGGCUGAUCUGCUCAUCGGCACCAUUCUGCAGCAAAUAAUGGAGUCGAUUAUAACGACCAUCAGUAUCAUCAUAUUGAGUAUGCACAGGGAGCCGGGAUUGAACACGGAGAGGCUAUCGACCACAGGCCCGUCGAUGUACAUGAAGGAACUGCAGGAGUUUGUCAAUCGUUCCUGGUCGCAUCACAUCGCCUUGUUCGAUGAUAAGCAGAUGACUACGAAGUGUGGCCACGAGCUAGCCAAACGCUGUAUCGAGCUCUUUCUGCACAAUGUCUGCAUUCUGCGUCCUUUAAGUGCGGCGGGAAGACAGCGUUUAAAGCAGGACUGCCAGCACAUGGAGCAAGCUUUGAAACCCUUGUGCCCUAAUCUCGCCGAGCUUGGAAAGCCCUCGCGUUUGCUAAGAGCCAUGUCCCUGCUGAUCGUCCAAACGGCCCAGGAACUGGUGAAGCAGACGGUUGGGGAGGAUUCCCUGGUGCCCAGCUAUAUAGUGUUGCUGCUGCUCUUCGGACACGCUGGAGCGGAUCUGCAGUCGCCACAUACCACGGCCAACUGGUCCAACGAACGUCUGAUAGAGUGGCUGGAUGGACACACGGCGGAGCGGGAGAAACUGGAGCUAAUCUCGGGGGCAUUGCAGCGGUAUCGCGACAAUGCGAGGCGCAAGAACAUUCAGCAAUACGACGAAGUUUACCCCAUGAUGGUGGAGUAUUUUGAACAGGCCUUGAAGGCAAUUUCAUAAAUAUCAAAUUUGUUCUAUAGA
This is a messenger RNA of Drosophila gunungcola (fruit fly), 2379 nucleotides long. RefSeq names its product conserved oligomeric Golgi complex subunit 5 (gene fws). The record is from RefSeq and is a predicted model, not a curated record. Gene Ontology annotation, cellular component: COG complex. Lineage: Eukaryota; Metazoa; Arthropoda; Insecta; Diptera; Drosophilidae. Gene Ontology annotation, biological process: intra-Golgi vesicle-mediated transport.